Messenger RNA from Peromyscus eremicus (cactus mouse), 3624 nucleotides. RefSeq names its product NOP2/Sun RNA methyltransferase family member 7 (gene Nsun7). The transcript is spliced from 13 exons. Gene Ontology annotation, molecular function: methyltransferase activity. Bases 281 to 2611 code for a protein of 776 amino acids. The record is from RefSeq and is a predicted model, not a curated record. Lineage: Eukaryota; Metazoa; Chordata; Mammalia; Rodentia; Cricetidae.
CCGAGAGCGGAGGGCGCGACCCCGAGGAGCGGCGUCCCCCUCCCCCGCCCGGAGCCGGCGGGUGGCCGGGCUGCACUUGAAAGAAACGGCCUCCGCGGGCCGCCGCCUCCCGGGGCUCCCCAGGGCCUGGUACCGCCCCCAGCACCCCAAGUACAGCGGCUGCCAGCCCCGGGAGACAUCCCACCCCAGCCAAGGGCGGGUUCGCGGAGAAGAGACGAUGCUUAAGGCUACAAGGACAGCAGUCUCCUGGACCACCUGAAUUGCACUUGAACCUUGAGUUAUGACAUCAGGGGCGAAUAUGCUGGACCCCCAAAGUGAACUAGAGUUUUUUAACCAAGACAAUGUGGAGGAGAUCUCCCAACUCGCUGCCCUGGAGAUGUCAAGGGAGGUAAUAGCCAGGAAGAAAUCUUCAACCAUUGCCCCGGAAAAAGCUUACUAUCCAGACUCCGUGUACGUUAUGGCAGCGAACAUUUUUCAGGGUAUUCAAAUCGAAAAGCCGCCAGACAGAGUCAUAAUAAAGUACGGGAAUGAACCCCUGCCGUGCUGGUUCCAAUCUGAGGAUGAAUCUUUUCAGCGUUUGUCCUAUGAGCUGGCUUUCAGUACCCUGAAGUAUCAAGAUAUUUUGGAAACUAUAUUAAUAGACAGCUAUAUCUUCCCAAGCACCAAAAUACCAGAUCAGUUGAGCAGUCUUAUUAUUGUGAUGCUGUACGAUUUCCAAGAUAGAAAAUUUCAACCCCGUGUCCUUCCCGAUAAUGAAGAGUCCAUAUCAGAAGUUCAAGAAGUAGAGAGCCUUCUUAACAGUGGAGAAUCUGAAACAGCUUAUCUAUAUAGGGUCUGGUCUUACGUUUUUCAAGGAGAAGACUAUCCCCAGACAGCAAGAAAAUGUUCAGGAAUGUCUGGAACUGGGGCCGAUAGUGGCUUAGAAGCCACAUUGGGCUUUAAGACAAAAUUGGCUGCAGCCCUGGCGAGAUGUCGGAUCAAGCAUGACGCUCUCUCGAUUUACCAAAUCCUCCCGGAGACAGUUAGGAGACAGGAGCAGAGGGCCUCCACUCUGCCUCUCUAUGCUUGGAUAAACACUGGCAAAAUCAGCCCUGAAGAAGUUUAUAGUAGUUUGAGGAGAAAAGGUUAUAAUAAAGUCAAAUCCAUAUUGCAUGUCGAUGAGAAAGUGUUUGCUGUGGAUCAGCAUUGCUAUGAUGUCUUAAUUUUCCCAUCUCAUCUCAAAAAAGAUCUUGCAAACAUAGAUCUUUUCAAAGAUUAUAAACUCAUUUUUCAGGAUAAAUCUCGAAGUCUUGCUGUCCACUCUGUGAAAGCUUUAUUAAAUAUGGAUGAUGAUAUCUUAAUGGUCAACACAGGCUCAUGGUACACAGUUGCCCAUAUGUCAAUCUUAACAAGUAAUAAUACUUCAAAAAUAUUUGUAUGUGGGAUACAAUCACCAGAUAAGGAACCUGACGUGAAGAAACUUUUUACAAAAAUGGGAUGUCAAAAUAUUGAGAUCCUUCCUGAGACAUUUGUUGGCAUCGAAUCAAAGGACCAUAGGCUACAGAAUGUCAAGGUCAUUCUGCUGCUGCCUCGCUGUUCAGGACUGGGUGUUAGUAACCCAGUGGAAUUUAUUUUAAAUGAACAUGAAGAUACAAGUUUACUUCAAGAUCUUUCUCAAGGCGGUCCACCAAAAAGUAAACUUCAGAUUCUUGUUCAGCAGCAAUAUGAACAGCUAGCACAUGCAAUGAAAUUUACUAAAGUGCAGGCAGUUGUUUACUGCACAUGUUCUGUUUAUACAGAAGAAAACGAAGCUGUUGUUAUGAAGGCACUGGAAUGUCAAACCCAAGGGAUUAAAAUACAGCCUUACAGACUCAGUCCCCCCGUUCUUCCACUGUGCUCCCUAAAAGAAAUACAAUUGUCUAUGGACAAGUUUUUCAGAGUGGAACCAUCCGAUGUUACCAAUGGUUGUUUCCUUUCUAUUUUAACAAGAGAGCGAGAUCCCUCCGAGACAGUGUCUGUGAAGGAUGUUCUGGCCCGAGCUGCAGCUAAAGGUCUACUGGAUGGGGUUGACGUUGGGAAGUCAUUGAAACGGGAGAAGAGGAGGAAGAAAUCCAAAACAUCACUGCCCAAAGCUUCUGCUAAUGAUAACAAUGGCAUCCAAAUGAAAAUCACCGAGUUCCUGAAUCGAGAAGGUAAACUGAGUACUUUUCGAGGCGAGGUAUUAACAGUAAAAACACCUCUCCCACCAAAAACUGUGUCUCAAGUGGGCACUUCCUCCCAGGUUAGAAAACCUGGCAGGCCUGCCACCAACAAUACUUUAGUGACCACACUGAUGAAGACCACUUGUCCUCCCAGGCCAGAAGAACGGCCAACGAACUUGAGACGAACUCGGCCAGAAGGCAGAGUGAUUCCUCUGAAAUCUGUGGAGAUUGCAUUGCCUCCAGUGAUGUUCCCAAUCUCGAGUCCCCAGGGGGUCAGAGCUCAGAUCCCAGCCAACAAUUUUUACUACCGCUUGGUUGGAUCGAAGGCUGCUCUGCCUGGCUAUGUUCCCCCAUCACCACCCAGAAGAGGGGAGAAGUCUAAGGAAAGCACCCCCUCCUCCUUUCUCAAACACCCUAAGCCAUGGCUUUGACCGCGGCCCUUCUUCUUCCAGGGUGGCUGGGAGUUCCUUACAUUUAGACACUGUUACACAAGGUACUGGGGCCUUGGGUAGCUUAGUAUCUUCUAGUGCAAUUUUACCUCCAGAGAAUGAAGACAGAUGAGAACUACUAACGGAGGGGACUGAGUGAGCGAACGGAGGUCUCAUCAGCUCAGAGCUAAUCUGUUUUAGGAUGCCCAGUUUCUGGCUGGAUCAGCUGGUAGAACUUGGCUCACUCCAGGGAGUCUGAAGUGCGGACCAAGCAGCUGUCUUACUUGAAGGGAGCCGAGGAUACCUCCGGGCAGACUGCUCUGCAGACUUCCUUGAGGGGCUUGGGAGAAGUCCUCAGAUACAAAGAAUGCUGUCCCCUCCUGCCCGCUCCAGCUCCAGCCAGGAACCUGAACCCACUCCUUAGCCAGGCAGUUACUGUGUGUAGUUGAAGCCUCUUGAAUCCCAGUUGAGGCUAGCUUUUUCCUUUAGCAUAUCCCACUGUUCCUGAAACAGUGCAUGCCAGGAGGUUCUGUAAUGGACUGAGCUUUUUGAGUAGGAGGACAGGAAAUGUGUGCAGUCCAGCCGUCCAUACAAAAAAGAGGUUUCUGGAGAAUUUCCAGAAUCCCUCCUUCUGUUUAUGCCAAACAUUGUUGGAAAAAGGACAGCGAGCCAAUUUCUACCUAAUUAUUCUUGUUCUGAGAAAGAGGCCUAACUGUUGAACACAAGCAAUGUAUCAUUGAAAAAACUCCCAAGAUUUCUGAUUCUAUGCAAUGAUCAAGUGACAGAGCCGAAUGUAUAGGUCAUUUCGAUGGCACACGGUGACCAAACCUUGGUAACUCAUUUCUGACGCACAAUUAAAAUAUAUUGUAGCACUAUGUUAAUACAUUAAAUGUCAAUUACUUUUAGCUAUAUUAACAAUUGCCUACCAAUAUUGACAUGAUUAUCGUUUCUGGGUCUGGUUUUUUUUCAUCAUGGCAACAGAAAUUGUUUGACACUAAAUAAAGUUAUGACUAAAA